AUGCAGAUCGCAAUUAUCACUUCCUUCCCUAAUCAACUUCCCCAGGAACUGAUAAGGGUCAAGUUCGAAUUGAAAAAUUCCAGUCGUUGUGAAAAGAUGCAAUUGUUCGGUGGUUUCUUCUUCCUCCUCGCUUUUUUCGAGGUAACCUCGACCGUAAAAUCCCCCAAUCGCGACUGUCCCCCCAUCAAAGUCCCCAACGGACGCGUCCGCUACCGCCAACGUGGUAAAAUCGCGCGCGUUUUAUGCAACACUGGGUAUACACUAGCCGGUGAUCGAUACACUGUGUGUGUCCAAGGUGUCUGGGACAACACAUAUCCAAAAUGCGUCAGGGCCACGUGUCGUGCUGCAAAACCCCCAGCCAACGGGCUCAUCUACCCGUCCCACGGAGGCGCAGUUUUGAAUUUCUUCUGCAAGAGUCACUUCCAACUACGGGGUUCGAGUAUUGCGUAUUGUGACGGUUUCAAGUGGGACAACCCGUUACCGGCCUGUUUACCGACCAAUUCAAGCCCCGCCCUUUCGUGUGACUUCGAAUCGGGCGAUUUGUGUGGGUGGAACCACGACUUGAAUCACGAUUUUGAUUGGAUGAGGCUUAACUACGCCACGCCCAGCGGCUCGAUUGGCACUGGGCCGUCCCACGACCACACGAAAGGUGCCGGUAAGGACGGUUUCUACAUGUACAUCGAGUCAUCAGCGCGGAAUAUCAACGAUACGGCUCGACUCAUUUCGCCAGUUUUCGACAAAACCGACGAAAAUGUUUGUUUCGAAUUCUACUACCACAUGUAUGGAGUUACGACCGGUAGUCUCCGCAUUUAUGUGAAAAAAGUGAACGAAACGUGGCAACUUGAUCCCAAAAAAUCACUUUGGGAGAAAACCGGAAAUCAGGGAAACCGGUGGUUUCGCGGUUUUGUCACAAUCGGCGCAAUUAGUGACGAUUAUCAAAUCGUGAUAGAGGGCGUUCGGGGGUCGAGUUACGUCAGCGAUAUAGCAAUCGAUGACGUGCGAGUGAUUGUCAAUUGUUCGCCCGAUGAUGCGAUCGAAACCGAGACAACGACGGCGGAGCCUAGCACUUGGACGCCAAUCAGCGUCGAGUCGUGCGAAAACCGGUGCGAUACGAACGACACCCACCUGGCGCACGAUUGGUUGAUUACGUGCGACUGCGACGAGGCGUGUUUUGAACGUAGUCGGUGUUGUCCCGACUACUUUGAUUUCUGUUUGAGCGAAACGUCCACAACUAGUGAAAUGACUAGUGAAAGUACUGUCACUGUCACUGUCACUAGUAGUGUUUCGACGCCCACUACGACCAAACUAGUGACCGAGGCGUUCCCCCCAAUCAAAGAAAGCGAAAUAAUCACCGAUUACGCGGAUAGUGAUAAAAGCUACGACCAUCAGAAGAUAGUGAUCGGUGAUAAAGUCGUAACUAGUGACGCGAAAUCGAUCGUUUUCGGUGUUGGUGUGGUUUUUGGUGUUUUGUUCGGUGUGGUUGGUAUGGCGUUUGUGGCGCGGCGCUACCAACUGUGCCACUGGCGACGUUUGAAGCAAACGUCGAACGGUGACAGUCAGAGCGAUGUUCGUUUUUUGACAGGCGACGAAGUGAUUGAUUUUAGUCUGGCUAGUGAUUAUGACACGUUGUGAACAAACAUUUUCAAACUAUAAAUAUUUUUUUUAUUAAAUCAUCUGUGCUCUCAAUUAUUUACAAUGUACAAUAAUAAAAUCUUUCAAUUUUC
Molecule: messenger RNA, 1724 nt
Organism: Tribolium castaneum (red flour beetle)
Lineage: Eukaryota; Metazoa; Arthropoda; Insecta; Coleoptera; Tenebrionidae
Product: MAM and LDL-receptor class A domain-containing protein 1
Exons: 5
Coding region: 1-1632 (543 amino acids)
Cellular component (GO): membrane
Source: RefSeq, a predicted model, not a curated record